Molecule: messenger RNA, 3832 nt
Organism: Tyto alba (common barn owl)
Lineage: Eukaryota; Metazoa; Chordata; Aves; Strigiformes; Tytonidae
Gene: PMM1
Product: phosphomannomutase 1
Exons: 8
Coding region: 80-853 (257 amino acids)
Biological process (GO): mannose metabolic process; protein N-linked glycosylation; GDP-mannose biosynthetic process
Cellular component (GO): cytosol
Molecular function (GO): phosphomannomutase activity
Source: RefSeq, a predicted model, not a curated record
GCGGCGGCUGCCCGGGGAGGGCGGCGCGGCCGCCAUCGCCUCCCCGGCGCGGUCCCGCCUCCCGCUCGCAGAGGCCGGGAUGGCGGCGGCGGCGAGGGGCCGGGUGCUGUGCCUCUUCGACGUGGACGGGACCCUGACGCCGGCUCGGCAGAAAAUCGAGCCGGAGGUGGACGCGUUCCUGCGGGAGCUGCGGGAGAGGGUGCACAUCGGCGUGGUGGGAGGCUCCGACUAUGCCAAGAUAGCCGAGCAGCUGGGGGACGGGGACGAAGUCAUCAAUAAGUUUGACUACGUUUUCGCAGAGAACGGCACGGUGCAAUACAAGAAUGGGCAGCUGGUCUCCAAGCAGGCCAUUCAGGACCACUUGGGGGAAGAGCUGCUGCAGGAGCUGAUCAACUUCUGCCUCAACUACAUGGCGCUGCUGAAGCUGCCCAAGAAACGAGGAACCUUCAUUGAGUUUCGCAACGGGAUGCUGAACAUCUCCCCCAUCGGACGGAGCUGCACUCCAGAGGAGCGAAUCGAGUUCUCUGAGCUGGACAAGAAAGAGCGAAUCCGGGAGAAGUUUGUGGCAGCCUUGCAGAGGGAGUUUGCUGGCAAAGGCCUGCGUUUCUCUCGAGGUGGCAUGAUCAGCUUUGACGUCUUCCCGGAGGGCUGGGACAAGCGCUACUGCCUCAACGUGCUCGACGACGAGAGAUUUGACACCAUCCACUUCUUUGGGAACGAGACGACCCCUGGAGGGAACGAUUAUGAAAUCUAUGAUGAUCCCCGCACAGUGGGACACAGUGUCCUGUCCCCCCAGGACACGGUCCAGCGAUGCCGUGAAAUCUUCUUUCCAGAGAGAGCAAACGAGUGCUGACUGCCAGGUCCCCACAGCCCGUCCCCACCCUCUCCCCCUGCCAGGAAAAGCACCUUCAUUUGAGGAAUCUGCUCAGGGUAGACUGAAAAAAAAAAAAAAAAAAAAAAAAAAAACCAAACCACUUUCCAGAGCUGGUUGGGAUGUAACACGUGUGUGUGUGCGGGUGGGUGUGCAGGAAGGGGUCUUUGCUGAGCGGCCCCUCGGCACUCCCCAUCUACGGCUGGAGCUUGUGGGACCAGACCCUCCUCACCUUCAGAAAAACUUCUCUCUUGACAGUUCAGGCUGUAAUGGGUGGCAAUGCAGAUGCUUUCUUGGUUGGAAGGCAUUUGAAAGGGCCAGUCAGAAGAGCAUGCGUGUGUCCCUGCUGUGCUCCCUUCCCUCUUUUUCGCUCUGUUUCUCUUAACACUUCUGCAUCAGGGAACAUGCAACUCACCUUUCUCUCCCCCUUGCACCUUGGCUGGGGAGGAUGAGGCUGCUGAGGCCCCAGGCACUCUCACCAGAGCUGCCCGCUGCUGAAGCAAGAGGCCAGGAAAGCUGUUUGCUCCUAGCCCGUGGCAGGAAGGGGUAGCAGUGACCCCAGCUUGUUGCAACAUUGUGCAUCAUAACAGAGAGGAUCACCAUGUCCUUCACCUCGGUGCCAUACCAUGCCAGUCCCUGCAGGUGACCUGGGAGUGACAGUGUUAAAAUUACUCUGCUUCUACCCUGAGCUUUGCUCAGGUGCGUGAAGAAACUGAUUCUCUCUUUAGGCUACAAAAAAAAAAAAAAAAAAAAAAAAGAAAAAAAAAAAAAGUUCUGCCUAGGGUUUAUUUUCCAUGUUGUGCAGAAGUUGUCAAGUCAGACCUUGCCUGGCCUGGCUGGAGGACCCCGGGUGCCUGGCAUGUGCAGAGCACCCUGGGGAGCCCUUGGGGGCAGGCGGCUUCCCAGCAGGCUUCCCACCCGUGUGUCCAUUAGGCAUCACAGAUGUGUCAGUGUAAAACCUUACCCAGGGCAUUCAUAACAGACCGAGUCCCCUUCCUUCCCUGGGCUCAGCUUCCCAUCGUGCUGCCAGAGACAUUUUUAGGGAGAGCCAACACAGGCCAGACCUUGUUUCCAGUGUCAGUGGAGGUGUGUGCUCAACAGUGCACUUGCUUUUCCACCCCAUCUCGUUCCACACGCUUGCUUUACACGGUCACCUUUAGGGACUCAAGUUCUCCAGUGCAGCUGUCGUGUGUCCUUCUGCUCCUCUCUUCUCCUGGGUCUUCAUGGGUUGCAAAACCACAUCAGCUCUCCUUUGGCCCUUGACCUCCUCCCUCACAUUCCCCCUUUAUUCCUGGAUGUUGCGCUGGGGUGUGUGACCACACUAGCCAUGCUAGUCCCAGCUCGGCGCUUAAGAGGAGCUCAGGGAUCCCCUCCAGGGAGAGGUCCUGCUUACAGCUCCCCAGGGCACACGUGUUUGGGGUUUGUGAACCUGGAGGGUGCCGGAGGAUCCUGCAAAAGCUCUCCUCGUUGCUCCCUGGGAGCCUUUCUCAGUGCAUCCCCGCUGGGAUGGCACUGCUCCAUCCCUUGGUCUUCUUUUCUCUCUUUUUCUCACUGUUCCUGCUUUCCUUGCCAUUGUUCUUCACCUCCCACCUAUCAGCUGGACGGCAGAGAGAAGUUUCUCAGCUGGUUACUGCCACUUAACCCAGGGGCUGAGUUCCUCAGGCGAGAUAUGUUGGUGCUUUUAGACCCAGGACAGGGCUCCCACGUUGCCACGGGCAGAGUCCUGAGUGGACCCUGGUCCUGGUGCCAGGGGUGCCAUCUCCUCCACCUGACUACACCUCUUAACUCUACAACACAUCAGGUCUGUAAUGCAUCACAUUUGCACGAGCGUGGCGGUCUGCCCAGCAUCUGGAAAUCCCCAACAAAUGCACAAAUUCCUCUUUCUACCCAGUGAAGGUUUCUGCGUGGAAGAAGAGGACCCGUUGGGGAAGCCUGGAUGCAGGGUACCCUUUGGUUUUGACCCUCCACUGCAACCGUCAUGGAGGAAUCGCGUGUUUUGUGGUUCCUUCUUCUCUGUUUCACUGUGGGUCGGGUUAUGUGUGGGGUUGGGGGGGGGGUGGGGGGUGGUAUUUUUCCUGUAAGUCUAUUCAGAGUCAGCAGGGUCGUUAGCAAGCUUAGUGGCGAGAGAAGAGCAGGGCCUGGCCCUGAAGGCACGAGGCACGGGUGGUGGCCUUGGGGGUUGAGAUGACUUUUUCGUAUUUGAAGGGCAGGGCAGGCUCUGUCCAAGGCUGCUCCUGGUGGCAGCACGUCCCUUGCUCAGGGCGGGGGGAGUUGCAGGGCAAGCAGAGCAGAGGCAGGGAUGACCUUCGAGGCACCAGCCGUCGCUUUCUCUGCUCGGGAGCUCACGUGUGCACGAGUGGGAUCAAGUUCAGGAACCUUCCCUGGUUUUGUCUCUGUCUUAUGCCAAGCUUGGGCUAGCUGAGGGCACCUCCCACCAGGAGACCCUACCCUGCCAGAGGGAUGAGGAGGAGGGUGGCAUCAGAAGUAGCUGGGGCAGCCCCAGGGUCUCAGUGUGGCAGAAUGGUUGGGGGUGGAGGGGACCUUUGGAGGUCAUCAGGUCCCACCUCCCUGCUCCAGCAGGGUCACCGAAAGCCCUGGCUGCCUGCGCUGUGUUUUCGCAGGCAGGGAUGAGGCAGGGCGCCGGGGGUGGGAGGCCUGCACCAAGGGGACAGCGCACGCGUGUCCCUGAGGCCCCUUUGCCGUGACACUCCUCUCCCAGUGGGUGCCCACGGUGUGAGGGGGGGGUUUCCCCAUGUACGCGUGAGCGAGCAGAUGUGGCGGGCCCUGCGCCGGGGACCAUCCUGCCAUACGGCUCCGUAUCUGUGCGAGACGGGCGGCUCCUGUCUGGCUGAUACUAACUGUUAAAUAAGAAAUAUAUUUAAAUACAUAUAUAUGUAUAUUUAAAAAAAAAAAAAAAAAGAAAAAAAUAAAAUCAUAUUAAAGCUAAAACACGCAGUGGUU